CGGCCUCGUCGUCCUCACUCGGCAGAAAAUCAACCAGAAGCGGAGAAGAGAAACCCGAACAGGCGAACCCAUCUCCCCCCCUCAUCCACGAUGCUCGCGACCGCCUCCCCGCACCUCCACGCCGCGGCGCACCGCCUCUCCCUGGCGGCGCCCGCCCGCUCCGCGCGCCUCCCGUUAAGGCGCCCCCUCCGCUACGCGCCGCUGCGCCUGCGCGCCUCGGCCGCGGCGGAGGCCGCCCCGUCCGCGAAGGAGGGGGCCGAGGAGCUGGGGUUCGAGGAGAUGGCGGCCCGCACGACGCGCCGGUACUACAUGCUCGGUGGGAAGGGGGGCGUCGGGAAGACGAGCUGCGCGGCUUCGCUGGCCGUGCGCUUCGCCAACAGCGGCCACCCCACCCUCGUCGUCUCCACCGACCCCGCGCACUCCCUGAGCGAUUCGUUUGCGCAGGAUUUGACUGGUGGGGCUCUCGCGCCUGUCGAAGGUACUGAUUCGCCAUUGUUUGCGCUUGAGAUAAAUCCUGAGAAGUCUCGUGAAGAGUUUCGGACAAUAAACCAAAAGAAUGGAGGGACCGGAGUAAAAGAUUUCAUGGACGGCAUGGGCCUAGGGAUUCUUGCUGACCAGCUUGGGGAGUUAAAACUGGGCGAGUUAUUGGACACACCACCACCAGGGUUGGAUGAAGCAAUAGCAAUUUCAAAGGUUAUACAAUUCCUCGAAGCACCGGAGUAUAGCAUGUUUAGCCGCAUUGUAUUUGACACUGCUCCUACGGGCCAUACACUCCGGUUAUUAUCUUUGCCAGACUUCCUUGAUGCAUCCAUCGGGAAGAUUUUGAAGCUUAGGAGCAAGAUUGCUUCAGCAACAUCAGCUAUUAAAUCAGUAUUUGGACAAGAAGUUCAACAGCAGGAUGCAGCGAACAAAUUGGAGCAACUCAGAGAAAGGAUGGUCAAGGUGCGAGAGCUUUUCCGUGACACAGAAUCGACUGAAUUUAUAAUCGUGACGAUUCCAACGGUCAUGGCAAUCAGUGAAUCAGCGAGAUUACAUUCUUCCUUGCAAAAGGAAAGUGUUCCUGUAAGGAGACUUAUUGUUAACCAAGUUCUACCACCUUCAUCAUCAGACUGUAAAUUUUGUGCUAUAAAAAGGAAGGAUCAAACACGUGCAUUGGAUAUGAUAAAGAGUGAUCCAGAGUUGAUGGGACUGAACAUAAUGCAAGCACCUCUCGUGGACAUGGAAAUUAGAGGAGUUCCUGCUCUCAAGUUUUUGGGUGAUAUAGUGUGGAAGUGAUCUUAGUUUGCGGGAAAAUGUGAUAACUUCGGGUGGAACUACUUGGUCGAUACAACUGUUUAUCCAAUCCAAGUUCUCUAGAGCUACUGGGUAGAAUCCAGCUUAGCAGAUGCCCAUCCCUAACGUGAGUAAAUAGCACAUAAAUCCAGAGGGUUUCACUGAGCUAGCAUAUGGGGUUUGCUAUACUUUUUUUAUGAGAAAAGGGAUUUGCUAUACUUGACAGUAAUACUACAAGAUUGGUUACACAGCUGCAUUAUCCUGCCAAUGCAGCCCAGUUACUGCAGUGUUCUGCUUCUUUGUCCUUAUAGGAUCACUUGUGGGAUUUCAGAUCCAAAACUUUGUAAACAAAAAUUCUAUGUGCGGCAUGUAAAUGUUAAUAGCAAUGAGGAGUGUUUGUCGAAA
Triticum aestivum (bread wheat) is the source of this 1677-nucleotide messenger RNA. RefSeq names its product ATPase GET3B. The coding region runs from base 91 to 1275 and encodes 394 amino acids. The transcript is spliced from 10 exons. Lineage: Eukaryota; Viridiplantae; Streptophyta; Magnoliopsida; Poales; Poaceae. Gene Ontology annotation, biological process: tail-anchored membrane protein insertion into ER membrane. Gene Ontology annotation, cellular component: GET complex. Gene Ontology annotation, molecular function: ATP binding; ATP hydrolysis activity. The record is from RefSeq and is a predicted model, not a curated record.